AUGCCUCAACUCGGGGAAAAGCCCAAGAAGGCAAUCAUCGUCGGCGCAGGCGCCGGCGGCGUAGCCCUCGCCGCCCGCCUCGCAAAGGCAGGCUUCUCCGUCACCGUCCUCGAGAAGAACUCCUUCACCGGCGGCCGCUGCUCCCUCAUGCACCACGAAGGCCACCGCUUCGACCAAGGUCCGUCCCUCUUCCUCCUCCCCCAGCUUUUCCACGAGACCUUCCGGGACCUGGACACCACCAUGGCCGACGCCGGCGUCGACCUGCUGCGCUGCGAGACGAACUACAACAUUUGGUUCCACGACGGCGAGCUCUUCAAGCACUCGUCCGACCUCGCCGCCAUGAAGACGCAGAUCGAGCGCUGGGAGGGCAAAGACGGCUUCGAGCGGUAUCUCAAGUGGCUCCGCGAGGCCCACACGCACUACGAGAUCUCUGUAAAGGACGUGCUGCACCGGAAUUUCGGCAAGUUUCUGGAUCUCGCGAGGCCCGGGUUCGUCAGGCACGUCGUGAACCUGCACCCGCUAGAGAGCAUCUGGAGCCGCGCGAGCAGGUAUUUCUGGACCGAGAGGCUGCGGAGGGUGUUUACCUUCGCCGUCAUGUACAUGGGCAUGUCGCCCUUCGACGCGCCCGCGACGUAUUCUCUGCUCCAGUACACCGAGUUCGCCGAGGGCAUCUGGUACCCCCGCGGCGGCUUCCACCAGGUCGUGGCGGCGCUGGUGCGCAUCGGCGAGCGGCUGGGCGUCGACUACCGCCUCAACACGCCCGUAUCCCGCGUCCUGACAGACGGCCAGAAGGCGACGGGCGUGGAGCUCGAGUCCGGCGAGUCCCUUACGGCAGACGUCGUCAUCAUCAACGCCGACCUCGUCUACGCCUACGGCAACCUCCUCCCCAAGACCCCGACCAUCACCGACUACACAAAGUCUCUCCGCAAAAGGGAGGCCAGCUGCAGCUCCAUAUCAUUUUACUGGUGCAUGGACCGCAAGAUCCCCGAGCUGUCCGUCCACAACAUCUUCCUCGCCGAGGAGUACCAGGAGUCCUUUGACGCCAUCUUCAAGCGCCACUCCCUCCCCACCCAGCCCAGCUUCUACGUCAACGUGCCUAGCAGGAUCGACCCCUCCGCGGCGCCCGAGGGAAAGGACACUGUCAUCGUCCUCGUGCCCGUCGGCCACCUCCAGGAGUCAAAGGGCGACGGGCCGGGGCUGACGUCCGACCCGAAGCACUGGGACGACAUCGUCGCUCGCGCCCGCGCCGCCGUCGUGGAGAUUGUGAGCGCAAGGACGGGCUGCGCGCCCCUGACUGAUUCCAUUACGCAUGAGAUUGUCAACACGCCCUUGACGUGGGAAGAGAAGUUCAACCUCGACAAGGGUGCUAUCUUGGGUUUGACGCAUGGCAUCUUUAACGUUCUUGCUUUCCGCCCGCGUACGCGCGCAGAGGGUUUGGAAAACGCAUACUUCGUCGGCGCAAGCACUCACCCUGGUACCGGCGUGCCUAUCGUCAUGGCUGGCGCCAAGAUCACGGCUGAGCAGAUUCUCGAUGAUCGGGGAUUGGAAGUACCCUGGGCCCGGGGCUUCGACGGUAUUUUGAAGCCCCAGAGCCUGUCACCAGGGAACAAGAAGCUGGAUAACGUACGGUACGGAUUCCACUUCGGAUCCGAGGAAGUUGCUGUCUUGUCUGUCGGACUGGUUUUGGCGUUGAUUUACUUUAUCUUCUGGCCUACCGUACAACCAUGGGUUUGCUAA
This is a messenger RNA of Colletotrichum abscissum, 1737 nucleotides long. RefSeq names its product phytoene desaturase. Gene Ontology annotation, biological process: carotenoid biosynthetic process. Bases 1 to 1737 code for a protein of 578 amino acids. The record is from RefSeq and is a predicted model, not a curated record. Gene Ontology annotation, molecular function: oxidoreductase activity. The transcript has a single exon. NCBI's taxonomy places the organism in Eukaryota, Fungi, Ascomycota, Sordariomycetes, Glomerellales, Glomerellaceae.